UCCAUGGAACAUUCAGUCUCAUUCCAGAUGACAGUCCUUUCCAAAUACGUGACACUGGGAUCCUGACUGUGAGGAACUCCAGUGCCUUAGACAGGGAGAGAACAGCGAUGAUCCUCCUGCAGGUUAAAGCUAGAGAUCAUUUGUCACCCUACUUUGAGGCCCACUCUACAAUCACCAUAUCACUGCUGGAUGAAAAUGACAACACUCCAGCCUUUGAAGGCACACCAUACAAACAGCAGAUUUUUUCCAACAUGACUGUAGGAAUGCCCGUUCUUCAGAUUGUGGCUCAUGAUCCAGAUGAUGGCAUAAAUGGAGAGACAUGGUUUAUCUUAGUGAGUGGCAAUGAAGAAGGACACUUUGAACUGAAUGAAACCUCUGGGCAAAUCAGUUUGAAAACACUGAUCCCAUUACUAGUCAACCAACUGAAGAACUUCACCUUGUGGAUAACGGCCACAGAUGGUACUCAAAGAGGCAUUCCGUUCUUGUGUAUUUCAGCCAGCAGCCUGCUGUUAAGAGUAGAGCCAGCAGUAAGAUUAUUUACAUGUACAUGCAAGUGGAAUGGUGCCAAGAAGUUCGUCAGUUCCAGUACAGGUCUUUGCAGUUGGAGACUCUAGACCUCGGUUUAUUCACAAAACAUAUGAUGGGACUUUGGAGGAAGAAUUAAACAGCCCUGUCCCAGUAACAAGAGUAGAAUUUGUGUCUGUGGAUCCCCACAUUCCAGUUACAUUGCAAGUGUUGACGGAAUCAGAUAUUUUUGAUGUUGACAUCAAUGGAACCAUCUGGACAAAAACCAAACUGGACUAUGAAUCCCAGAAAUCUCAUGAGAUAAACGUUUC
Molecule: messenger RNA, 836 nt
Organism: Mauremys reevesii (Reeves's turtle)
Lineage: Eukaryota; Metazoa; Chordata; Testudines; Geoemydidae
Product: cadherin-related family member 1-like
Exons: 6
Coding region: 108-614 (168 amino acids)
Biological process (GO): homophilic cell-cell adhesion
Cellular component (GO): plasma membrane
Molecular function (GO): calcium ion binding
Source: RefSeq, a predicted model, not a curated record